This is a messenger RNA of Chrysochloris asiatica (Cape golden mole), 2300 nucleotides long. RefSeq names its product progesterone immunomodulatory binding factor 1 (gene PIBF1). The record is from RefSeq and is a predicted model, not a curated record. Gene Ontology annotation, cellular component: centriolar satellite. Lineage: Eukaryota; Metazoa; Chordata; Mammalia; Afrosoricida; Chrysochloridae. The transcript is spliced from 16 exons. Gene Ontology annotation, biological process: cilium assembly. Bases 45 to 2300 code for a protein of 751 amino acids.
AAGGUUGAAAUUGAAUUUUAGAGACAAAAACUGACCCAUUAAAGAUGUCUCGGAAAAUUCCUAAAGAAUCAAAAAAAGUGAACAUCUCUAGUUCUUUGGAAUCUGAAGAUAUUAGUUUAGAAACGACAGUACCUACAGAUGAUAUUUCCUCAUCAGAAGAGAGAGAUGGUAAAAUCAAAAUCACCAGGCAGCUAAUUGAACGGAAAGAAUUACUUCAUAAUAUUCAGUUACUGAAAAUAGAGCUAUCCCAGAAAAAUAUGAUGAUCGACAAUUUGAAAAUGGAUUAUCUUACAAAGAUUGAAGAGUUGGAAGAGAAACUUAAUGAUGCUCUUCACCAAAAGCAGCUGCUAACAUUGAGAUUAGACAACCAAUUGACUUUUCAGCAAAAAGAUGCCAGAAAAUAUCAAGAAUUAUUAAAGCAAGAAAUGGAAACUAUCUUACGGAGACAGAAACAACUGGAAGAAACAAAUCUUCAGCUCAGAGAGAAGGCUGGAGACAUUCGUCGAAACCUGCGUGACUUUGAGUUGGCAGAAGAGCAGUAUCUGAAACUAAAAACUUUCCCGGAAGAUCAGCUUUCUAUUCCUGAAUAUGUGUCUCUUCGGUUCUAUGAACUAGUGAAUCCAUUAAGAAAGGAAAUCUGUGAACUACAAGUGAAAAAGAAUGAACUAUCAGAAGAAUCAAGUGCAUACAAAGGCCAGCUGAGGCAGCUGACAGAGACGUAUGAAGAGGAGAGAAGGAACUGCUCUGAGCUUCAAAAUAGAUGUCAACGUUUGGCCUUAGAAUUGGCAGACACAAAGCAGUUAAUUCAGCAAGGUGACUACCGUCAAGAGAACUAUGAUAAAGUCAAGAGCGAGCGUGAUGCACUUGAAGUAGAAGUAAAUGAGUUUAGGAGAAAAUAUGAAAUACUUGACAUCUCUCACAAAACUCAAGCUAAAGAAAGAAGUGAAUUAUCAAAAGAGGUAGCCACUUUACAGCAGACUGUUACUUUAUUGCAAAAAGAUAAAGAAUAUCUAAAUCGCCAAAACAUGGAACUAAGUGUUCGCCGUGCACAUGAAGAGGACCGUCUUGAAAGACUACAAGCUCAACUUGAAGAAACCAAAAAGUCUAGAGAAGAAAUGUAUGAAAAAUAUGUAACAUCCAGGGACCAUUAUAAAACAGAAUAUGAAAAUAAACUGCGUGAUGAACUUGAGCAAAUCAGAUUGAAAACUAAUCAAGAGAUUGAGCAGCUUCGAAGUGCCUCUAGGGAAAUGUAUGAACGAGAAAACAGAAAUCUCCGAGAAGCAAGAGAUAAUGCUGUGACUGAAAAGGAUCGAGCUGUGAUGGCUGAAAAGGAUGCUUUAGAAAAACAUGAUCAGCUCUUAGACAGAUACAGAGAAUUACAGCUUAGUGAGGAAAGCAAAGUGACAGAAUUUCUCCAUCAAAGUAAAUUAAAAGCUUUUGAGUGUGAGCGUGUUCAACUUCUACAAGAAGAAACUGCAAGAAAUCUCACACAGUGUCAGCUGGAAUGUGAAAAAUAUCAGAAAAAAUUGGAGGUUUUAACUAAAGAAUUUUAUAGUCUACAAGCCUCUUCUGAAAAACGCAUUACUGAGCUUCAAGUACAGAACUCUGACCAUCAGGCAAGGCUAGACAUUUAUGAGAAACUGGAAAAAGAGCUUGAUGAGAUAAUAAUGCAAACUGCAGAAAUUGAAAAUGAAGAUGAGGCUGAAAGAAUUCUUUUUUCCUAUGGGUAUGGUGCUAAUGUUCCCACAACAGCCAAAAGACGACUAAAGCAAAGUGUCCACUUGGCAAGAAGAGUGCUUCAGUUAGAAAAACAAAACUCGCUAAUUUUAAAAGACCUGGAACAUCAAAAGGACCAAGUUACACGGCUUUCACAAGAGCUUGACAGGGCCAAUUCGCUAUUAAACCAAACACAGCAACCGUACAGGUAUCUAAUUGAAUCAGUGCGUCAGAGAGAUUCAAAGAUUGAUUCACUAACGGAGUAUAUUGCACAACUUGAGAAAGAUGUCAGCAAUUUAAGUAAAGAAAAGUCAACUUUACUGCAGAUGAAGAAUCAAAUGGCAUUAGAUUUGGAACAGCUUCUAAAUCAUCGUGAGGAAUUGGCGGCAAUGAAACAGAUGCUCAUUAAUAUGCGCAGUAAGCAUCAUGAGGGCAGCUUACUCCUUCCUAAAAAGGAUUCAAAAACUGUGACAGAAGGUCCAAAACCAAAGGCUUUGGAUGUGCCUAGAGAGCCUGAAGAUAAUAUAUUCAUACCCAAACCAACACUCUUUGUAAGUAUAAUAAAAGUUAAUUUAGAAUUGUAA